Molecule: messenger RNA, 533 nt
Organism: Paecilomyces variotii
Lineage: Eukaryota; Fungi; Ascomycota; Eurotiomycetes; Eurotiales; Thermoascaceae
Exons: 1
Source: RefSeq, a predicted model, not a curated record
AGGUCAACGCUGGCUACGGUACUUCUGGCUUCUCUAUCAACUCCAGUGGUCUUGAGUGGAACGCUGAGGACGGCUUCGGUGGCUGGCUUGGUAGGUAAUCCAUAUUGGACGAAUUUUCUUUAUUAUUUUUCGACUAGGACAAUUCUUCUGACAGGUACAUCUCUAGUCUGCGACUGGUGGCACAACGCCCCUCAGAUCUUCUACCUCGUCGAGUACUACCAGCCUGAACUCCCGUUGAGCUGUAACAAGGUCCAGCUGAAACCCGAAUACAUCUUUAUUUAAAUAAGAAUGAAAACUACUUCCGACGAAAACCACCUAUGACCUAAUAUAAUAGACUUAAUACCCACUGCAAUCAAGAUUAUCUACUCUUAAUUGGCUUGAUUUUUAUGUGAAACUGCUACUUAUAAUAAGCUAUUAAUUACCCACACUGGGAAUGACUUAAAAGAUUAAUGGAAAAAGAUUAAGAAAAAAAAUCAAAAAGCAUUAGGAACGGACAGUAACGCAAUGUUAUGGCCCAAUCGUGUUUAUAGAUA